Messenger RNA from Rhodamnia argentea, 5917 nucleotides. RefSeq names its product formin-like protein 20. The transcript is spliced from 17 exons. The coding region runs from base 576 to 5054 and encodes 1492 amino acids. The record is from RefSeq and is a predicted model, not a curated record. Lineage: Eukaryota; Viridiplantae; Streptophyta; Magnoliopsida; Myrtales; Myrtaceae.
UUUUUUCCAGCUUUUUGGCCAUCUCCCUCCAGGCUCUCGUGUUGCAGAGGAGGAGGGUCAUGGUCUCACCUUAGUGUGUAUUCUUCUUCUUCUUCUUCUUCUUCUCUUCUCCAUCUCAGUCCACUUCUCUCUCUCUCUCUCUCUGUCCCUCUCCUGAUCCGCCCUACCUUAUCGGAACCCUAAUUCGUCCUCACCCACCUCCAGCAUUCCCCCAAUUCUUAGCUCGGUACUGUGAAUUCUCCGUUUCUUUCCCACCCUCAAGAACCCUUUUUUUUUUCAACAAUUACGGCUCAAUCGGUUCUCUGCUCGCCCCCUUUUGGGAUUGGCAUUGUCCGUUUCAGCUGGGUUUCUUCGGACCCCGAUGGUUCGGAUUGAUUUUGAUUGAUUGCGGGAAGAAUUCUUGGGUAGAUCUGUUUUGACGCAUAUUUAUGGCGGUUGGUGGAUUGUGAAGGAGUUUUGAGAUUUGAGCGCCACGAGAUCCGUUAUGUUAUUGGGUUUGUAACGUUCAUCUGCUCGUGUGCGCCCGACGGAAUCAAAGUUUUGGAUCCGAUCGCCGGAGAAACAGCGCCACAUAGAUGGCGCUGUUCAGACGUUUCUUUUAUCGGAAGCCGCCAGAUAGGCUUCUUGAGAUCUCCGAGAGAGUCUAUGUUUUUGAUUGUUGCUUCUCAACGGAUGUCUUGGAAGAAGAUGAGUACAAGGUCUACAUGGGUGGCAUUGUAGCACAGCUUCAGGAUUACUUUCCUGAUGCUUCUUUCAUGGUCUUUAACUUUAGAGAAGGGGAGAAGCGGAGUCAAAUCUCAGACAUCUUGUCUAAUUAUGACAUGACGGUGAUGGACUAUCCGCGGCAGUAUGAGGGGUGUCCCCUGCUGCCACUUGAAAUGAUACACCACUUCCUCAAAUCAAGUGAAAGCUGGUUGUCAUUGGAAGGGCAACAAAAUGUGCUUUUGAUGCAUUGUGAAAGGGGAGGUUGGCCUGUGCUUGCGUUCAUGCUUGCUGGUCUCCUUUUGUAUCGUAAACAGUAUAAUGGAGAGCAGAAGACUCUUGAAAUGGUCUACAAGCAAGCUCCUAAGGAGCUUCUUCAUCUUCUGUCUCCUUUAAAUCCACAGCCUUCACAGUUGAGAUAUCUGCAGUACAUUUCCAGGAGAAACUUGGGUUCAGAUUGGCCUCCUUCUGAUACGCCUUUACUUUUGGAUUGCCUGAUUCUUAGACAUCUUCCUCUUUUUGAUGGAGGCAAAGGUUGUAGGCCAGUUGUUCGUCUGUAUGGUCAGGACCCUUCAACACCAGCCAAUAGAAGCUCUAAGCUUCUCUUUUCAAGUUCUAAUAUGAAAAAGCAUGCCCGUCUUUAUUUACAGGCGGAAAGCAUGCUGGUCAAAAUGGAUAUUCAAUGCCGUGUCCAAGGUGAUGUUGUUCUCGAGUGUAUCCACCUGGACGAGGAUCUAGUUCGAGAAGAGAUGAUGCUUAGAAUUGUCUUUCACACAGCCUUUGUGCGGUCAAAUAUAUUGGUGCUGAACCGUGAUGAGGUUGAUGCUUUGUGGGAAGCCAAGGAUCAGUUCCCGAAAGACUUCAAGGCGGAGGUACUCUUUGUGGAUGCUGAUGCUGUUGUCCCUAAUCCCACCUCAGACAUGACUGCUGAAGAUGGAAAUGAGGCCGAAACUGCUACACCUGAGGAGUUCUUUGAGGUUGAAGAGAUAUUCAGUAAUGCGGUGGAUGCACAAGAAGCGAAGGGGGAGAGCGAUGUAAGUACUUUGCAAGGAAAACCUGACGAUGGUGAUGUAAAAGAAGUAUGGAAGGAGGACGUGGAUGCUCAUUCAUUUCAAGACUGUGCAUCAGAUGAUGGAAACCUCAGACAUGAUGUGAAGGCAGAUUCUGGAUAUGAUGCUGUAAAAGACAUUGUUGUGGAUGAUGUGAAGUAUAAGAAUCAUCAGGCUAUGGAUCCUGGUCUCCAUAUGGUGAAGGACAUAGGCAUAGAUAAUGGGAAUAUUAAGUUGGAUUCCAUGGCAUUGGAAGAUGGAGGACCAAGAAAUAUAGGUGGUUUGCAUGACAAAAAUGAAGAGCUUGAAAAUGGAUAUUCUAUAGAAGACCUCCCUACACGGAAGAAGGCAGAGUCCAGAUCCGCACAGCAGAAGUCGAUUGAUAUGGGUAUGCAAAAGCCUGAUAAGUCUGUGCCACCUACUUCAAAGAAGCUGCCAUUGAAUCAUACUAAAUCAUCUUCAGAUUCAAUUGCUUCAAAACAGAAGAUAAAACAGCAAGAAUCCCAGGGCACUAACGGGAGACAAGCAAAGGGCAACACAAUAACUAGGUGGAUCCCUCCCAAUAAAGGUUCUCCCACCAAUUCAAUGCACGUAUCAUAUCCACCUUCUAGAUAUAACAGCGCACCUCCUGCUCUUGCAGUUUCUUCAAAAGAGUCUGGUACAGUUUCUAAAAAGUCCCAUCUAUCUCCAGCUGCCCCUGCAAUAGAGACUCACAAAUCUUCCCCUCCAUGUACAGAACCAUCGACAAGAGAGGAAUCUCCAGAUACGACUCUGCGGCUAAGCCCACAGCAAAAGGUGACUGCUCCACCUCUGCCGCCUCCACCUCCACCUCCUCCCCCUCCAUCACCUCCUCCCCCCCAACCACCUCCUUGCGAUAAUCUGUCAUUGCAUGAUUUUCAAGCCCAUGACCAUUCUCAGCCUUCUGCAUCUCUUCCAUCAGGCACUACACAGUCUAUGCCGCCUCCGCCUCCGCCUCCACCUCCACCGCCGCCCUUUUUCUCGCCUAGGCGAAUUAGUGAAGUGGUGUUCCCCCCUCUACCCCCUUGGACAUCUGGGUCUUCUUUAAUAAGCUCCAAAACAUCAGCAAGUUUGCCUCCCCCGCCACCUCCCCCACCACCUCCCCAACCACCUUUUUUGUUGGUCAAAUCUACAUUAGCCACACAAGAAGUUUCCAGUCAUGCAGUUACUUCCAUGUCUCCUUCAUUGCCACCACCACCUCCUCCACCUCCACCUCCACCUCCUAUGCGGGUGACGCUUACAUCUCCUCCGCCGCCGCCCCCACCCUCCACGCAUGGUGCUCCUUCACUUUAUACUCCUGUAACACAUAUGCCCCCACCUCCACCUCCUCCGCCUCCAGCACGUGGAGCCCCACCUAUGCCCCCCCCUCUUCCAUCACGUGGAGCUCCACCUCCCCCUCCGCCUCCCCAAUCACGUGGAGCUCCACCUCCGCCGCCACCUCUCCCAUCACAUGAAGCUCCCCCUCCCCCUCCACCUCCCCCAUCAUAUGGAGCCCCACCUCCCUCCCUGCCUCUCCUAUCACAUGGAGCACCACCUCCUCCUCCUCCACCUCCCCCAUCACAUGGAACCCCACCUCCGCCACCACCUCCCCCUUUACGUGGAGCUCCACCUCCUCCUCCACUUCCCCCAUCACAUGGAACCCCACCUCCACCACCGCCUCCCCCUUUGCGUGGAGCUCCACCUCCUCCUCCACCACCUCCAGGACGUGGAAACCCACCUCCACCUCCCCCACCUUCUUGGGGAGCUCCACCACCCCCUCCGCCACCAUUGCGAGGAGCUCCCCCACCGCCUCCGCCGCCUUUGGGCAGAGCACCACCUCCUCCACCGCUUUCUGGUGGGGCUGUCCCUCUACCUCCUCCAAUGCGUGGAGCCCCACCACCACCACCAGUUCCAGGAGGUUGUGCUCCAGGCCCUCCUGCUGCGCCAAGGCCCCCAGGCGGUGGACCCCCUCCACCUCCACCUUUUGGGGCAAAAAAUGCUGCAAGUGAUGGAAGAGGUUUGCCUGCUGGAAGAGGGCGUGGCCUAGCACGCCCUUCUGGUGCUGCCACAGCACCUCGCCGAUCUUCUUUGAAGCCAUUGCACUGGAGCAAAGUGACACGGGCACUCCAAGGAAGCUUAUGGGAUGAGCUGCAAAGAUUUGGGGAACCUCAAAUGGUGUCCGAGUUUGAUGUUUCAGAGCUGGAGAGCCUUUUUUCUACAGCCGUAGCAAAACCGGCUGACUCAGGAGGUAAAUCUGGAGGGCGGCGAAAAUCGACAGGAUCUAAAACUGACAAAGUCCACCUGAUUGACCUGAGAAGGGCCAAUAAUACAGAGAUUAUGCUCACAAAAGUUAAGAUGCCCCUUUCUGACAUGAUGGCUGCUGUGCUAGCAAUGGAUGAGUCAGUAUUAGAUGUUGAUCAGGUGGAAAACCUCAUAAAAUUCUGCCCGACAAAAGAGGAGAUGGAACUUCUGAAGGGCUAUACCGGUGAUAAGGAUAGCCUUGGAAAGUGUGAACAGUAUUUUUUGGAGCUAAUGAAAGUGCCAAGGGUGGAGUCAAAAUUGCGAGUAUUUUCUUUCAAAAUACAGUUCGGCUCUCAGAUUUCCGAGUUUAGAAAGAACCUAAACACUGUGAACUCUGCGUGCGAAGAGGUCCGUAAUUCCUUCAAAUUGAAGGAGAUUAUGAAGAGAAUUCUCUUCUUGGGAAACAUGCUGAACCAAGGGACUGCAAGAGGAUCUGCAAUCGGAUUUAAGUUGGACAGUUUGUUAAAACUUACCGAUACGCGUGCUACUAAUAACAAGAUGACUCUCAUGCAUUUUCUCUGCAAGAAACUUGCUGACCACUCGCCAGAACUUCUUGAUUUUCAUCGGGAUCUUGUUAGCUUGGAAGUUGCAUCAAAGAUACAACUGAAAUCUUUAGCUGAAGAAAUGCAAGCAAUUAUUAAAGGAUUAGAGAAGGUAAAGCAGGAACUGACUGCUUCUGAAAAUGAUGGCCCUGUUUCGGAUAUUUUUAGAAAGACCUUGAAAGAAUUUAUUGGUGUUGCUGAGGCUGAGGUCACAUCAUUGACGAAUUUAUAUUCAGUUGUGGGAAGAAACGCAGAUGCACUUGCAUUGUACUUUAAUGAAGAUCCAGCUCGUUGCCCGUUUGAGCAAGUUACAGCAACUCUCCUUAACUUUGUGAGAAUGUUCCGGCGAGCACAUGAAGAAAAUUGUAAACAGGCUGAACUGGAGAAGAAAAAGGCUGAGAAGGAGGCCGAAAUGGAAAAGGCAAAGGGAAUUAGCCUUACAAAGAAGGGUGUAAAUAGCUGAUUGGUGACUGUUUCCCAAUGUCUAUACUGGAAAUGAAGUUCCGUCAAUGCAGCGGCCCUGAUGACCGUUCGGCACUCUAUUGCAAUGACUGAUGCUGCUCCUAAUUGAUUUGGAAGCAGAUUGGUCUCAUAUUGGAGCAAAUGACGAGUUCAUUUGACCCUUGCCAGCAAAGAUGAGUUCCUGACAGGGUCAAUCUCCUGUCAGAUCAACGAUGAGUUCCCUUGACAUUUGCCAGGUCAAAGAGCAUGAAGACUUAGAUUUUACAUGCCUGACGUGGUGCUGUUGAGCCAGACGAGCAAGUGCUGCUGUGCGAGCUGGCAAUUAGAUAUCUGAUAAACUGAGACAAGCUUACACGAACAUCAGAAGACUGUUCAGAUUGGCCAGAAGAGUCAUUCUCGUGUGAAUUCGCGGUUAGAUGGUGAAACUUUAGUCUUUUUGGGAACGAACACUGGAAAGAUAAGUUGGAGCCGGGUUUCCAUCAAAAGGCCCAGUUUGGCUUCUGCUUUGACAUUGGCUGGGCAUUGGUUUUUUGGCACCGAGGUGGAUGCCUCCCGGAUGGUAGAGCACGAAGUCUGUCUGUACCAUGACACUGUACAAAGCUACUGACCUACUUGUAUUAGGAUACGAUUCUUUCCUCGUGUAGCACAGCUAGUCCAGUAUCUUUUUUCCCUUUGAGAUUGUUAGGUCCGAUCCCGUCGAUUUAGAUGUAUAGCUUGUCAGGUUAAGUUAGAGAAAAGUAGAAGGCGGGAUUCCUUGUGUAAUUGUGAGAUAACAGGGUAGGCAUAGCGGUUAGCAAUUGCUUUUGUCUGUCACUCAAUUCAUUCUAUCGUUAUUAAUGAAAUUCAAAGGCUUCCAUUCUUUUU